Molecule: messenger RNA, 729 nt
Organism: Chlorella variabilis
Lineage: Eukaryota; Viridiplantae; Chlorophyta; Trebouxiophyceae; Chlorellales; Chlorellaceae
Exons: 8
Coding region: 1-729 (242 amino acids)
Source: RefSeq, a predicted model, not a curated record
AUGCAGGUUGCCACCGACCGCGGCUUUGACAUUUCAGUCAACCUCCAUGUGGAUGAUGCCACCAAGGGUGGGCUGGGCGGGUGGCGUAAUACCCUCAACUUCAACCCCGUGGAGCCGUACAGUGGAGUCAGCAACGUCUAUAUCGGGGUUGGGCUGAACAACGCCAAGCUGUGCGGAUGCAUCCUGGUGCCCAUCAUCGACCAGCGGGAAUACCUGGCCAAGUUUCCGGCAGCCUUCGAGGAAUUUGAUCUUCCAGCCAUCCAGGCCUUGUUCAACAGCGCCGUGGAUUACAUCGGGCUGUCCGCCUACAUUCCACAAGCCUCCGUCCGCUUCGAGGCCUGUGCGCUCGAGGGACUCAUGACUCGCUUGGACCAGGAGUUUCAGUACUACGGCAAGGAGGUGCACUGGAUCGAAUUCGGAGUUGGUGGGGGGUCCUCUCCCACCGGCGACAAGAAGGCCACAACAGCCGAGGAGGCGGCAUACACGCCCUUCUUUGGCAUGAGCGGGCCCUACACGCGGGCCAAGGACCCCUUUGUGCUGUACGACCUCUCGCGCCCCUCCCCUUACCUAGCCCAGGGCGGCUGCGAUUACACAGUGGCCCACGUCUACAUUUGGAAUCUGGAAAGCUGGGAUGUGCAGGCGCUCUACCCGCUGAGCACCACCAGCGAGGGGAGCUACCGCGACCCGGUCAUCACGGACCUCAUUGAUAGCCACAACGGGCUUCAGUGA